Messenger RNA from Trichechus manatus latirostris (Florida manatee), 975 nucleotides. It is a transcript of the gene EMC4, whose product is annotated as ER membrane protein complex subunit 4. Gene Ontology annotation, biological process: protein folding in endoplasmic reticulum. The record is from RefSeq and is a predicted model, not a curated record. Bases 85 to 636 code for a protein of 183 amino acids. Gene Ontology annotation, cellular component: EMC complex. The transcript has 5 exons. NCBI's taxonomy places the organism in Eukaryota, Metazoa, Chordata, Mammalia, Sirenia, Trichechidae.
GUGAGACGUAGAAGUAGGGGACGCUGGUGGGUUCUACGGUCCCCGACUCCCUGUGCCUGGCGGCUUUCGAAGGCGGCGAUUGCCAUGACGGCCCAAGGGGGGCUGGUGGCCAACAGAGGCCGGCGUUUCAAGUGGGCCAUUGAGCUGAGCGGGCCCGGAGGAGGCGGCAGGGGCCGAAGUGACCGGGGCAGUGGCCAGGGAGACUCCCUGUACCCAGUCGGGUACUUGGACAAGCAAGUGCCUGAUACCAGCGUGCAAGAGACAGACCGGAUCCUGGUGGAGAAGCGCUGCUGGGACAUCGCCUUGGGGCCCCUCAAACAGAUUCCCAUGAACCUCUUCAUCAUGUACAUGGCUGGCAACACUAUCUCCAUCUUUCCUACCAUGAUGGUGUGCAUGAUGGCCUGGCGACCUAUCCAGGCACUAAUGGCCAUUUCAGCCACUUUCAAGAUGUUAGAAAGUUCAAGCCAGAAGUUUCUGCAGGGUCUGGUUUAUCUCAUUGGAAACCUCCUGGGUUUGGCACUGGCUGUCUACAAGUGCCAGUCCAUGGGGCUCUUGCCUACACAUGCCUCAGACUGGUUAGCCUUCAUCGAGCCCCCUGAGAGAAUGGAGUUCAGUGGUGGGGGAUUGCUUCUGUGAACCCGAGAAAGACGCACCUGGCCCCUUAGGGAUUUGGAUCUCGUUUCCAUACUUCCUUAGGGCCAGUGUUCCCUCCUCAGACUACUCACCUUCAACACCGUCACUCGGGCUGCAAAGAGCCAGGAAGCGCCCUCUUCUCUGUGGUGAGGAGACACCCUAGAGGGACGGAUCCCUGUUACUACAGACACAAACUGUACCACUACCCCAACUGAAAAUAAUGUAGAAAACUUUAUUGAUGUUUCCAGUACAGAGCAAAACAACAAAUAAAACUGUAACUCUGUAAACGAAAGAACCACAGCAGUAUCUCCUCUCAAUAAAUUAAACGGUUUAUGAACAAAA